AUGUCUGGUCACGUUGGAUCCUCGGCGCAGCUGUCCACGCAACUAGAGCAUAUCAGAGAGUACUUUUUGCAACUGGAUGAUCAUCAAAGACGGCUCUACCUGUUCGAGCUGCUGAGUUGUUGCGACAGGUCUCUCCUACAAUUUGUGAAAUUACUGUGUCUGCCCAAAUGUCACGUCGACUUUCUCGAGCACCUACCCAUUGAACUGGCACUGCACGUUGUUUCUUUUCUUGACAAUCCUCGCACAUUGGCCGAAGCUUCACAUGUAUCGCGUUGCUGGCACGCGCUUUUGAAUGACGAGGCUGUUUGGAGACAAAUGUAUUUUCGGUGUUUCCCGCAUGUGCCCAUCUCAGUCCUACAAGCCAACUCGUAUCACGGUCGCUUUAUUCGCACUCACCAUAUAGAAUCGGGAUGGACUAAAGGCGGCAAUCUCAUCACCUAUUGUGAUAACGCUAUUGGCAGUGAUCUGACGACGUGUCUCCAGCUUGACGAUCGUUACUUUGUGGUUGGAAGCGACAACCAUUGUGUGGAGAUAUAUGACAGCACCACGGGUCACCAUGUCCAUACAUUAAGAGGUCAUGCAGGCGGCGUUUGGUGCUGUCACUUCAUCACAUUGAAGGAUACCUCGCUUUUGCUGACGGGCGGUUGUGAUCGGGAAGCGCGGCUUUGGGAUAUGCAUACCGGAAAAACGCUCCGUGUGUUCCGAGGACAUACUUCCACAAUUCGGUGUCUUCGGCUGUGCAAUCAGCGCCUGGCCGUUACCGGCUCCCGCGAUGCCACUAUCCGGGUAUGGGACAUUGAACGAGGUUGUAUUCGCCAUGUUUGUCGAGGUCAUCAAGCCAGCAUUCGAUGUUUAGACGUGCAUCACCGCCGAAUCGUUUCGGGAUCGUAUGAUGCCACCGCUCGGUUAUGGGAUUUGGAAACCGGCGAAUGUAUCCAUUUAUUACUUGGUCAUUAUUCGCAGAUUUAUGCUAUCGCGUUUGACGGGCAGAGGAUCGCUACGGGAUCAUUGGAUGCAAGUGUGCGAAUUUGGUGUCCGGAUACGGGAAAUUGUUUAGCAACAUUACAAGGGCACACGUCCUUAGUAGGCCAUGUACGGUUACAACCACUCGGCCAAGGUGAAACGCCGUUACUUGUAACAGCUGGCAGCGAUGGCUGUGUCCGCAUAUGGAACCUUGAUACGUUCAGGUGCACCCACCGUAUAGAGGCGCAUGACAAUUCGGUCACUAGCUUGCAAUGUGAUGAUCAACGUAUUUUGAGCGGCGGAAGCGACGGAAGAGUGAAAUUAUGGGAUAUUCAUACAGGCAACAUCAUACGAUCAUUUACGCAGGGCGGAAGGACGGUAUGGAAGCUCGACUUUAUCUACAGCAAAGCCGUUGUCCUGUUGCAGAGGCGGCUAUACAGCAAUUGCGACGAUUAUCUCGAAACCGUCAUCGAACUCCAUGACCUUGAAAAUAUAAAAUAA
Messenger RNA from Radiomyces spectabilis, 1464 nucleotides. RefSeq names its product WD40-repeat-containing domain protein. Bases 1 to 1464 code for a protein of 487 amino acids. Lineage: Eukaryota; Fungi; Mucoromycota; Mucoromycetes; Mucorales; Radiomycetaceae. Gene Ontology annotation, molecular function: protein binding. The transcript is spliced from 2 exons. The record is from RefSeq and is a predicted model, not a curated record.